Molecule: messenger RNA, 2531 nt
Organism: Trichosurus vulpecula (common brushtail)
Lineage: Eukaryota; Metazoa; Chordata; Mammalia; Diprotodontia; Phalangeridae
Gene: FAM107A
Product: family with sequence similarity 107 member A
Exons: 5
Coding region: 299-826 (175 amino acids)
Biological process (GO): regulation of actin cytoskeleton organization; actin filament polymerization; actin filament bundle assembly
Cellular component (GO): synapse; neuron projection; stress fiber
Source: RefSeq, a predicted model, not a curated record
ACUGGGAGGACGCACCAGGGGGAGGGAGAUGAGUUUGUGUUCGGUGGUCAUCUCAAUCAAAAGAAAAGUUCCUGCUCGUCUGCUGUAAGAGCCGGGUUCCGUGCGUUGAGGGCCAGCAGCCAGCCUGCCUCAGGACCGGGUUCUUCUGGCUGUGCAUGCAGCCUCCGCCUCAUCCAGGCUCCAGUGGACCCAAGCUGCCUCAAGCGAGAGGCCCUGUCCCAAGCUCCCUUUCUCCCCCGGGGCCAGAAGAAAAAGCCUGGGGGGUACGCCAGUGCCUGUGUGGGCCAGCCCCCAUGCCAUGGGAGCGACGCAUGGGAAAAAGAAAGAAUAUUCUCCUCAGUCCAGGUUUCACAAUGAAAAUGGGAAACACAGUAUGAAUGGCUCAGCUUCGUUGUACUCUGAAAUGCAGAGGGAUAGAACAGAGAGAGCUGGGGGAGUCAUGGCCCAUCCAGACUACAAAGAUUGGAACACAGAACUUAUCAAACCCAAGAAGCUGAUAAAUCCUGUAAAAGCUUCCAGAAGCCACCAGGAGCUACACAGGGAGCUCCUCAUGAACCACAGAAGAGGCCUGGGAGUGGACAGCAAGCCAGAGCUGCAGCGGGUCCUGGAGCACCGGAGGCGCAAUCAGCUGCUUAAGCUGAAGAAAGAGGAAGAAGAGGCCAAGAAACUCAAGUCGCCAUUUGAACAGGAGCUUCUGAAGAGACAGCAAAGACUGGAGGAGAUGGAAAAAGAAACCAAAAAGGAAGAAGACCAGGCACCUGAGUUUAUUAAAGUUAAAGAAAAUCUGCGGCGUAUUGCCACAAUAGCAGGGGAGGAACAAGUCUAGCAGGUGAGGACAGAGCUACGUGGCAUCCACUAGGACUCCCGGAGCCUCAACCCCAGCAGCAUCCACACCCACGUGUAUCCCGGCAUCUCUGUGUACCACAUGGACAUCGGCAACCAGACCUUUGGGACUCCUUCCCGGCACUAACGCUUGCUCCAAAAUGCCCCAUGGUGGCUCUGGGUCCAGAACAGGGUUAUUUUAAUGGUCAAGGUACAUGUAGUACUUACUAGCAGGAACCUACCCAUGGGGAUGGCCAUGGCACCACUGCCAGGGCCUCUCCUCCCUGCAGGCACACUAACAUCUAAGUCUCUUCUUUCUCAGUAACAACCCCCAGGUGUAUUCUGAGCAAAGACCUGCCCGUCAGAAACUCCAGCAUGUUAAAGGAGAGGGAGGGCCCACACAAGUGUUUUUGUCUGAAGGGAAAGCUUGAUAUUGGUGAACCUGAUGUCAUUGAUGUUAUCAGCUUGAGAGUCACAGGGACCACUUAGUGGCAGUCUCUCUGUGGUCUGCCCUUGCUGAUCCACACAAGUGACCCCUGGCUUGAAUCUGCCCAGGGACUGUAAGCUGGGAUAUCCUGAUCAGAGGUGAGCCCUAUCUGGGCAAAAAAAAAAAAAGCUGCCAAGUAUUUGGAAGCCUGAGUUCCUAUUUUCCCCCAGAUUUGCCAGCCAUAGGGCUUGAGGUCAUCGGCAUAGCGAUGAUAAUUCCUGGGGUCAGGAUCAGCCAUGCCUGCUAGGGGGAUGGAAUCACACUAGGUUGUCAUGACAGGGGAUCACCAAGAUGCCCUCCCUGCCCUUGCCCCACCCCAGUAGCUGCUGACAUCUCCAGAUCUAGUGUUCAGGCCUGACUUACUAGGAUCCUUCUGACCACCCACUCCGUUUACUUUUCUGCCUCCUGGGGCAUCCUUUGUCUCCUUACCUACCCACCCCCUGGCCCUAGGCUACGAGCACUCCCUUGAGUUCUGUGCCAUUUGUGAUGCCUUGCAUUUUUGAGAAAACUGGAGAAUGAUUAUCCCCCAGGUCUUCCACCCCUGUUGCUCCAACUGUACUCCUAUAUUAUUACUUCUAACAGAAUUCUGUCCAGGAAGGGAAGAGCUGGGCAGAGGGUGGCAAAGAGAGAGCAGUGACAGCUGGGACCAUACUUUGCUCCUCCCAGUCCCUCUCCAGGAUCAGUCCAAUCUGGAAGAGUUGCACAAAGCCAGUGUAUCUGUUCAUGCCAGCUACCCCAAUGCCAGUCCUCAGCAACCCCCCGGGCUGAGAGCUAAACCAUAUCUAACCAUCUCCCUAAUCUAACUGCAUAAAAGAGGCAGACCAAAGGAAGUUUGGAGAAUACAAAACAGCUUAAAACAGAACUGGGACAGGCCCUGUGUAGUGAAGAGAAAGCCCACCUCAGAGUCAGGAGGAACUAGGCCUACACUGGGUACCUGGUCCCCAGCAGACCACCAGGCCCUCAAUGCUCCCAGGAUUAAAACAAGGAGUUUCAGGGAAGGUGCUGACCUGCACAGGUCCAAAUCACAGAUCUGGGCUAAACAAGAUAACACGAAUCAAAACAUCUAAAUGAAUGGAUGAAUAAAUAAAACCGUGAAGUAAAUCAAAUAUCUUUAAGCUAUAUAAAAAUUCCACUUGCUGGAUCCAGUGCCAUGGAUGAGAUAAGGCUGAAUGAGUGAAGUGCAGAUUGUGAAACCAAGGUCUUUCCAAACCAGUUCAUCUCC